AGUCUCCUUCAGUGAAAGUGUGGGGCACGCGCGUAUUUACAAAAUUUGGAGUCAUUCACUCAAGCACCACCCGAUUUCGGUCUUCAUCUCCAACUCCAAGCUUGCAAGUCAACCUUCCUUUACCACAAAAACAACCAAACCAUUUUGCAGUCGGUAAGGUUGAAAAAGUGAGAAAAAUAUGUCAGACGACAGAAACCCCGUCAUUGGCCUGCUGGGCGGUGGUCAACUCGGGCGCAUGCUGUGUGAGGCGGCCAAUCCACUCGGCAUCGACAUCGCCAUUCUCGACGAAGAGAACUCCCCCGCCAAGCAGGCGCACAAUACCAACCGCCAUGUCACCGGCUCGUUUAAGGACGCCGCUCGUAUUCGGGAGCUGGCUGCUCAAUCUGACUUUUUGUCGGUCGAGAUUGAACAUGUCGAGACCGAAGUGCUCGAAGAUAUCGAGAAGAACGGCGUCGGGGUGAAGCGGGCCGACGGUACCACCAAAAUUCACAAGCCCCCCGUCCACCCGUCAUGGAAAACGAUCCGUCUCAUCCAAGACAAGUACCUCCAGAAGGAGCACUUCCGUACGAGCGGCAAGGGCAUCCCUAUCGCCGAACAGGUGGCAAUCGAGUCUGGGCCAGCCGCUCUCGACUCGCUCAAGAACGCCGCCAACAAGUUUGGCCUCUCUUUCAUGCUUAAGGCACGGAAGGGCAGCUACGACGGGAGGGGCAACUUCAAGGUCGGCAGUGUGAAGGACUUUGAAGCUGCAAUCAAGGCACUUGGGGGGUUGAGCCUGUACGCCGAGAAAUGGGUCCCCUUUGUCAAGGAGUUGGCCGUCAUGGUCAUCAGGACGGAGGACGACAACGGCACGCUCAGGAGCUGUGUCGCGUACCCCGCUGUCGAGACAAUCCACGAGGACAGCAUCUGCACCAAGGUCUUUAUGCCGCCGAGGGACGUCUCGGAUGCUGUCUGUGAGGCUGCCAGGAAGUUGGCAACAGAGGUGAUCAGCACUCUCUGGGGCCGCGGUGUCUUUGCCGUGGAAAUGUUUGUUCUCGAAGAUGGCUCCCUGAUGGUUAACGAGGUUGCCCCUCGUCCUCACAACUCGGGCCAUUACACCAUCGAAGCAGUACCCCAAAUGUCGCAGUACAAGGCGCAAAUACAUGCCGUCCUUGACCUCCCCGUACCAAAGAAUCUAACACCCAGGGUUUCCUCCUCCAUCAUGCUCAACAUUCUCGGCGGCGCCACUCCCUCGGCCCAUCUCCCGCUCGCCGAGAUGGCCCGAAAGACCUUCGACGACGAUAUGGACAUCCACCUCCACCUCUACAACAAAGCCUCCAAACCCGGCCGUAAGAUCGGCCACAUCACCCUCACCAGCACCACGCUCUCCAUCCACGACCUCGAAACCAAAGCAAAACCCCUAAUCGACCUCGUCAACUUGAUCCGCCACGACCGCCUCACCGCGUCUGCCGAAACCCUCCGACCCGCAACCACCACCACCACGCAACCCACCCCAUCAACCGCCCCCACCCCCACCUCAGAACACCCCCUCGUCCUCAUCACCAUGGGCUCGGACUCGGACCUACCCGUGCUGAGCGCCGGGCUGGCAAUCCUACGCGAGUUCGGGGUGCCGUACGCGGUGGACAUCACGUCGGCGCACCGCACGGCGCGGUACAUGAUGGCGGUGGCCGAGGGGGCGGCGGCGCGCGGGGUGCGGGUCGUGAUCGCGGCGGCGGGCGGCGCGGCCCACCUGCCCGGCAUGCUCGCGUCCGAGACGCCGCUGCCGGUGAUCGGGGUUCCCGUGAAGGCGACGCAUCUGGAUGGGGUGGAUAGUUUGUUGAGUAUCGUGCAGAUGCCGAGGGGCGUGCCGACUGCUACCGUCGGGAUCAACAACUCGACUAAUGCCGCGCUGCUGGCCAUAAGGAUCCUUGGGUCGUUUAUGCCCGAGUACCAGGAGAAGAUGAAACGCUACCAGGCCGACAUGGAGGAGCAGGUCAUUGCAAAGGGGACUAAGCUGAGGGAGGUUGGGGAUGUCGAGUACCUUGCUGCGAAGGGUAAAUAAGUUGGGUUUACUCACAGGUGGGGGAAAAAAGGGAAAAGGUUGGGGCAUAAAAAUGGACGAGUGGGUGGGUUUGUCGAUUUAGAUCACGCCGAGGCCCCGAAUGAAUAUGAAUGAAGACUCGUAAGCUCCGAAGGGAUGUGUAGCGGAUCUCGCUCACUGUGUUCUGAAAAGAAAUUAUACCGAUCAAUAUGCCUCUCAUAAUCACUCCCCACAACAACUGAGAGAAAAGAA
Messenger RNA from Chaetomium fimeti, 2269 nucleotides. RefSeq lists its product as uncharacterized. The transcript has 3 exons. Gene Ontology annotation, molecular function: phosphoribosylaminoimidazole carboxylase activity; ATP binding; metal ion binding. Gene Ontology annotation, biological process: 'de novo' IMP biosynthetic process. Bases 179 to 2038 code for a protein of 619 amino acids. The record is from RefSeq and is a predicted model, not a curated record. NCBI's taxonomy places the organism in Eukaryota, Fungi, Ascomycota, Sordariomycetes, Sordariales, Chaetomiaceae.